Molecule: messenger RNA, 3461 nt
Organism: Marasmius oreades (fairy-ring Marasmius)
Lineage: Eukaryota; Fungi; Basidiomycota; Agaricomycetes; Agaricales; Marasmiaceae
Exons: 10
Coding region: 86-3175 (1029 amino acids)
Biological process (GO): protein processing; protein catabolic process; protein targeting to peroxisome
Cellular component (GO): peroxisomal matrix
Molecular function (GO): ATP hydrolysis activity; ATP binding; serine-type endopeptidase activity
Source: RefSeq, a predicted model, not a curated record
UACCAUUCCCCACAUAAGCUGUGGUGUUCUUCCAUCCCUUUUUUCAUUAUCAUUUGUCCAUUGGCCCCUCUCAAAGUCGAUAGCCAUGGCCAAAGGACCCGUGUCUCGUCCAACAAAUAUCCCCGUUCUCCCACUACCCUACCCCCUCGUACUGUUGCCUGGAGCACGGUUGACGAUUCCUAUCUCUCAGGAUAUAGGCGAAGCCCUCCUUACUCUGUUGGAGAGAACGCAAAAUCUGCCUGUCGUUGCUGCCGUGCCUGCCGUUUCACCCAAUGAGAAGGAAAAUGACAGGACACCGCCAAAGUAUGCAACUGCCACUAGGAUAUUGAGGCUCGUACGACCAGCCCGGCAGAUGGCAGACGGGGACAAACCAGUGAUGUACCUUGCAUCGGUGCACGGGCUCACGAGAGUUAACCUCGAGGAACCUUAUGAUGCCAACAAAGCUCUGUCAUCGCCCCCUCAGAAUCGUCUAGAGAUGCGGAACGUUUCCUAUCCUUCACCCCACUCACUCGACCAAGAGCAAGACGUCAUAGCUUUGCGGGAUGGUAUCGUCAAGUUCAAGGCAUCUGCAUUGAAAGUCUUGGGACACUUGAUGCAGAAUAGCCAGCAUCAACAGGCGAAGAGGGAUGCCUACGCCAAGGUUGCAGCUAUGUUAGAAGAAUUACGGGCACCGUUGGUAGACGAAGAUACGGAGAAAAUGCGAGGAAGGAUCGACGAGAAUCAAGAAACUCUUGACAGAGCAGCAUGGAUGGCCGACUUACUUGUCGGUAGCGUGCUCCCUGUAGGAGGAAGCUCUGCAGAGAACGAGGAAUGGGGAGAUAAAUUUGCUUUACUACAGUCGCCGACUCCGCUUGCCAGAUUAAAUCUGUCGACCAAUAUUCUCAACAAACUUCAUACUAAACUCGAAGUCACCUCUCGGAUAGCACAUGCCGUCGACGAAUCGCUCAGCAAACAACAGAAGGAGUUUUUCCUCCGUCAACAAAUGAGAGCAAUCGAGAAGGAGCUUCGUGAUCUACAGCAACCAUCUCAGAAUCCUCAAUCGCAAGUAAAUUCCACCGACGCAAAUUCCAACCGUGGCAUCGAAUCUCAGAAGAACAGCGAGCUUGAUCUGGACCAAUCUCCUGAGGCUGAAGAUGCGGAACUCUCGGAAAUCAAAAGAAAGAUUGAGGCAAUGGAACCAGGUUCUGAAGAGCGGAAAGCCGGUGUACGUGAAUGGCGUAGAUAUCGCAGACUGACUGGAUCAGGAGGACCAGGAGGAGGAAUGAGUGUCGAGGGUAGCGUUAUUCGGGGUUGGCUUGAAUGGUUCACUGCUUUGCCCUGGGCGGGAUAUAUUCCUUCUCCGUCCCCUUCUACGAACUCGGAUGGUCAACUGAUCUCCACCCGGGGAUUCCUAGCAGCUGCUCGAGAACAGCUGGACAAAGACCAUUAUGGCUUGGACAAGAUCAAGAAGAGACUGAUUGAGUACCUAGCGGUGGUUAGGCUCAACGAAUUAGCUCGAGCGGCCGAAGAUGCAAGAGAGAGGGAACAGGAACUUUCAGCGUCUAUUCCCAAAAUCGAAGCACCCGAAGAGAAAAAAUCAACACCUGAGAACAUGCAGCUGGUACUCAGGAAACCCGAUAUGCCCCCGCCAGCGCCCUCUCAAGCACUGGGUCCGAAGAGAAAAAGAAGGGCAGGGGUAAAGGGUCCUAUUCUCUUGUUCAAUGGACCUCCUGGUACAGGCAAGACUUCACUCGGUCAGUCGAUCGCGCGCGCCCUGAACAAACCGUUCCAACGCAUCUCCCUCGGUGGCGUUCGAGAUGAAGGAGAAAUCCGUGGACAUCGGAGGACUUACGUGGCUAGUGGACCGGGUUUGAUUGUUCAGGCUCUGAGGAAAGCCGGUAGACCCGAUUUUGUUUGUCUACUAGACGAGAUAGACAAAGUUGGAGGUGGUGGGUAUGGUGGUGGCGUACACGGCGAUCCAUCUGCUGCAUUACUCGAGGUGCUUGAUCCAGAACAGAACUCGACAUUCAUGGAUCAUUACAUCGGUGUCCCCGUCGAUCUGAGCCAGAUAUUGUUUAUCUGUACGUCCAAUAACCUUGAGAUCAUAUCAGGGCCAUUAUUGGACAGAUGUGAGGUUGUCGUUUUACCCGGUUACACGUACGACGAGAAAAACCACAUUGCCCACCGGUUCCUUCUUCCCAAACAAGUCAAAGCCAACGGCAUGGAGACACCUCCCACACAAUCUCCACUCGUGGACAUCACCGAAGAUGCUUUCCGCACCGUGGCCAUGCGGUAUACCAGAGAAGCCGGUGUUCGUACGUUAGAGCGCCAUAUCGGUGCGAUUGUCAGGUACAAGGCCGUCGAAUGGGCUGAAGCGAUGGAGACGCAUGAGGAUGAAGGGUACCAUGGCCCCGAGUCCGAUUACUCAGACCCCAAUGCGCUUAUGAAAGCCACCCAUUCCACCCGGUCUUAUAACCCUGUGGUGACCGAAGCAGACCUCGAGACUAUCCUAGGCAUUGCACGAUGGGAUGAGGAAGAGGAAGGCAAGGAUUCUCGUAUCUUGAGGAAGGGUGUUGUCUACGGGCUUGUGGUAAUGGGCCAAGGUGAAGGUGGAAUUUUACCGGUUGAGGCUGUCUCUGUUCCGAAUGAGGGAAAAGAAGGCGGAAGGUUGAAGUUGACUGGUAGUUUAGGAGAUGUUAUCAAGGAGAGUGCUGAGUUGGCGUUGAGCUGGGUCAAGAUGCGAGCUUGGGAGUCUGGAAUCAGCGUUGGAUUUGGAGGAGACAUACACGUGCAUCUACCCGCUGGUGCGCAGAAGAAGGAUGGGCCUAGCGCUGGGGUUACGAUGACAUGCGCACUGGUAUCGCUAUUGACAGGUGCUUGCGUACCUACCGAUAUUGCCAUGACCGGAGAAAUAACUCUCCGAGGGCGUGUAACACCCGUAGGUGGCAUCAAAGAAAAAGUUCUUGGUGCUCACCGUGCGCAAAUGCGGAAGCUCAUCCUUCCAUACGGGAACAGGAAAGACGUUGACCAGGACGUUGCUCCCGAGAUUCGAAGACAGAUGGAGUUUGUCUUUGUCCGAACAUUGGAGGAGACCCUUGAAGCCGCAUUUGGAAAGGGUGUAUUGUUCGGAAUGGGCUGGGGAAGGAGCGCAAGAGAUGGACAAAGGGUAAGACUGCACGUCGAGAGCCGUCUCUAACGACAGGUGUUUUUUUCUUCUGUUUUGAUAGCAUAUCUUUUGUACCAGAUCUGUAACAUGCGAUUUUUCCAGGUGUAUGUAGUCUUGAAGUUCGUAUUUGGCCAUCAAAGUUGUUAGCUAUCGCACACUCUGGCAACAUUUCUUUUCUAACGACUAACGAUGUCUUUCAUUUUGUAGCAUUUUUGUAGCACACAUUUCAAUCACACAAUACCACAUCUACAUAUCGUGAAUACAGGUUGGUGUUCAGACACGUUUGAUGUUUACCAUGGCCAGUGUCAGCGAUUCU